CAACGAUGCGUUCGGUGCGUGGCGGGAUUGGCAAAUGACCCAGUUAUGGAGGAUGUGUUGCGGGGGGGAGGGAAUUCUGUGUUGCGGGAAAAAAGAAUGAACCUAGUGAUCUACCACUGGCGCCUCCCCACCGCAACCAUCGGGGAGACGAAUGCGGAAAGUUCUCCAGAGAAACUGAUUAAUUCGCUCUGUGAAUGUUGAGAGCACGAACUCUGGCAGCAACUUUCUGGGUUGGGUUUGCUCGUGGUAGGUGUUGCUACUCCUUCGUCGUUGGACUUAGGCGCACGGCAAUGGUUGUGAGAGCUGCCGCGACAGGUCUAGUUGGGUGCACAGAGAUUGUCGUGCUUGUGCUGGUUUCAGCUCAUUGCAGUUCAUGGAUACACAGUAAAUUGCGCAGGGAAAGGUUAAGAGUUGCAGUCGACAACUGCAUGCUCCUUCGAUUUCAGCGACACCUGGUACCGCAAAUGCGGCUCACCUAGGAGCUCAUUAGCCGUUGUCUUUUUUAUUUUCAGCGAAACGGAUUCAAACUUUGCAGCCAGUUGCGUGAUUUGAGACUGUCUCUUCCCUUCGCUCUAGUUUUGAUUCGUCCACUGAUAGCAACUUGUUUCCAAAGGGUAGGUAGCAUUGCAACUGAGGGGUAGGUUGAGGUUGAGUUCCGAAUGCGUUUAUGAAGUUGGGGAUUUGGACACGAGCGUCGCGGCGUUUCCUGUUGUGAGAUUAUUCGCUGACACUGCUCCGAGGAGCAGUUACUCAAUGCAUGACGCGGAUCAUGGAUGUAUAGCUUGCCAAUCGAGGGUAUUAGGGGUAUUUCUCUGUAUUCGCAUUUUCUUCGAAAUGCUACGGCGUUCGUAAUCGCCAUUUUGAUACCGGUAUUCCUCAUUACAUAACGCUUGAGAGUUCUCAUCGAAUUUUCGAUUAUUUCGAUUUUUUCGAGCACUCUGCACAAAGAUGUGCUGUGCUCACACAUUUUGAGCCGUGACAGCGAGAAUGGCCCAGUCCGCAUGGUGGCUGUGGAAAACUACACACUUGCGUGUGAAGAUUGUUUUAGCCGUCUUGGCUACAGUUGUUUUAGUUUCCGCAGGGACAGUGCCGUUGUUGUCGGAGAACAAAUACGUCUUCAAUUCUUUGAACUAUAGUGUCAUUAGAAAUCCCGGGUCUCCUCGCGUGAUUGCGAUUUUUGUGAACGAUACCGCCGAACGUUCUUUGGAUCUCCCCUCAGAUCUCUUUGACCUUCCUAAGCUAGAUCAUAAGUCUAGCUCGGGAUCCAAUACUUUUGAGAAUACAUCCCUAGAUGGAGCUUCUUCAGGCGGUUCGAAUUUCGACACCAAUGACUUAUCGCCUAGCCCAUCCCCAGAGCCCUCAUCUUCUGCUGUGAUUUAUGAAGACGACACGUUCCUGGCGCCGCUACUGUCUGCAGGGGUCGGAGCAGGAAAUCAGCUCAUGGAAUACAUAACGGCGGCGGGGAUUUCGAGAGCUCUCAACCGGACCCUGUGCCUUCCCCCCUUUUUCUUUGGACCGUCAAAGCACAAGGGAAUCUCCGCAAGGGUCAAUGGAGGAAUGAUGUGGGAAGACAGGUACAAUGUAUCCUCUCUUUCGCGGUUCACGAGGGUGGCAUCCUUUGAGCAUUGCUUAGAACAAUGCCAUCACACGCUCGAUACAAAUGUGUACCUGAGGCCGUCCUUGGAACCCAUAGUGCGGGGUUGGGACAACUAUGAAUAUGCAAAUGAGUCUUGGAACAUGAAUUGGGAGUUCCUCAAAUGGCAAUCGCUGAAGGAUAUCAGUGACACCUUCGACGUCGAUGAUCUCCGUUGUGUUGGCGUCUCUGCUUUGUUUCCUGGAUUGCGAUGGAGAGGAGCGGUCUUAGCCGUCUCAGCGUUCUUGCAGCCCUCAUUGUCCAUCUCUGAAGCCGCAGACAUUCUUCAAACUCAUGCAAUUGGGAAGAACACCCCCUACAUGGCAGUACAUUGGAGGUUUGAGGAAUCGAGCUGCGCAAAGCACAGCAUUGGUCUGUGUUUUUUGCGCUGCACUGACGGAUCCGUGAUCGCCACUGGUCUUCGUCCUCACUCGAAAGCGAGUCUGAAAAUGCCCAUGACGAAGUGCAGGAAGGGCACCCAGUUCAGAGCAAUCGGUCUCAGUAAAAUGGAUAUUGUUAGUGCAAUUGAAGAUCGCGCUGCAAAUCAUAGCCUGAGUACAAUCUACAUGGCAACCGAUGGCUGGAUUCGUGGAACCAAAGGCCUUGCGCUAGUCAAAGAAGUGGUUCUGUUAUUGCGGAAUCGGGGUCUAUCUGUUAUUGGACUGUGGAAUAUUACAGGGUUGCCAAACUUCGCGGAUGGAACUUAUUACGAUCCGUAUCUCACCAUGGGUGGGAGACAUGUGAUGAAUAGCCAACAAAUAGCAGUCGUCGAACAAGAAAUCUGCGUGCGCUCCACCGUCUUUCUCGGCAGCGGACUGUCUACAUGGAGCCUUGCCGUGUUUCGCAAUCGACUUGCGAAACGACGAUCUGAGGAAAUCCUGACAAAGGUCCCGAACGCAUACAAAGUGGAUCUGAAAGCACGGGAUGAGAUCGUCAUCGAAGCACUUCUGAAGGACGACCAUGCCGCCGGUUUGCAGUGCCAAUACACCCGGUUCAUGAGAGUGAACGAGACUGCCGAAACAGCGAACCCGACUGCCGAAACUUCUGCAGACGAGUUUCCUGAUGGAUGGCUGGAUGUUGAGGCGUGCGAAGGCCGCGUAGGUCGCGGCGGACACUGCGAAGUCGGUGAUUGUAUUUAGGACAUACUCUCAACUUCUCUGCACAAUGUGUAUGACAUCUUUCCUUUAACACCGUAGCAACACAUCCCUCCAACUAUCACCCAUCUAAGAGAAACUCUGCACCCAGAGAAUCCAUCGUUACCACCAUAGACAUCAGUUACAACAUCGCGGUGUUCGAAGAUGAAGUCUGAAGACACCACGAAUUGUAAUCUCUCCCGUGCUUGUAAACAAGACCAUCGACACUAGAAGUCUCUUCGCGCAUUUGUGAUGAGCUCAAGUAACUAGAUUCCGCCAUCGAUAAUAUGGUGCGACAUCUGUGCACAGCAUCUUUGGAUGCUUAUAUUCCCCUUCUACUGUCUGAACAGUGAGCUCAGUUAACAUCAGGAUCAUUCAAGUUACGUAGAAACUCUGGAUUAGAAUUUGAAAAAUACUGUUUUGGGAAUUGUGACGGUGAAGAUGUUGCCUAUUCACAGCCGCUCAAAGUGUUUGCUUAGAACAAGAUUGCACCCUGGCAUUGGGCUAUGAGGGAGGCAGAGCUCAGGUAGACUUGGCUAACCUUGAACCUAGAGUGGUUGGGAAUUGGUUUCCCAAGUUUGUGUUGUGAGUCAAUGCAUUUUUGUGUAAACAAGUUAAACACUUGUCUACUUGAAACAUGCAAUGUGUUGUUAUCAAAUUCUUCUCUUCUUGAAAAUAAAUAACAUUUAGAAAAGUAUCAACAAUAAA
Messenger RNA from Physcomitrium patens, 3474 nucleotides. RefSeq lists its product as uncharacterized. Lineage: Eukaryota; Viridiplantae; Streptophyta; Bryopsida; Funariales; Funariaceae. The record is from RefSeq and is a predicted model, not a curated record. Gene Ontology annotation, biological process: protein O-linked glycosylation via fucose. Gene Ontology annotation, molecular function: peptide-O-fucosyltransferase activity.